Messenger RNA from Solanum lycopersicum (tomato), 2571 nucleotides. The record is from RefSeq and is a predicted model, not a curated record. Lineage: Eukaryota; Viridiplantae; Streptophyta; Magnoliopsida; Solanales; Solanaceae.
GUGAUUUGUUGCUGUUAAUUGGCAGGAUUAGCAGAUGGCAAUGGUUUUGCAGGCGAAUGAUGCUCGAGAAUGGUGUUAUAGAGGAGAAGGAGCUGUCAAUCUAGUGCUUGCUUAUAGUGGAGAACAUCCUGAUUUUGGAACAGGGAAGAUUCUAGUAGUUAAGAAUAUGGAAUUUCACCUUCUUAUCUAGGCUAUUUGUCACUGCUUAUGUUUCCGUAAAUAUUGUGUUUUUUCUCUAUUUUUGGUUGAGAGUCUGUCGGAAACGGUUUCUCUGCUUAACAAGGUAAGGGCAAGGUUCGGGCUAUCCUCGGUGGAUCCCACUAGUGGACUAUACUGAGUAUGUUGUUGUAUCGUGUUUUUCAGCUUAUUCCUGAUAAAUUGAAAGAUAUAAAUAAAAAAGUUACUGGAAAUGAAUUUUGCUUUUCAUAAGCUGUAUAAUGAUCUGAUUCAUUGGGGGUACAUCAUCUCAUGAAGGUGUUGUUUUCAGGCUCGAAAAAGUUAAUGGAUUGUCUAAUAAGAGUAGUAGACUAUUUGGCUCUCGAGUUGUCUAAAUAAUUAAACGAAAAGAUCCUACUAAAAGAGUGCACUAGUGCUAAAUGUCAUUGUAUUCCUCCUUGGAAUACACUGUUUCUUUAACAAGUUAUUGACCUCAGCAAUAGCAUAGUAAGAGUGGCCUGAUGAGAGGAAUUAGUCCAACUUUUCUUGCCUACAAAUUCUACCAGAAGAAAGAGAGAUCUGAUCUGGAAAACAUGCUACUCCCUCCGUUUUAAUUUGUUGUUUGGUUUUGACUUGGGAAAACUGUCGUGGAGUUUAACAAACUUAAGAAGAAUUUUGAAUCUUUCGGUCUUUAACUAAAGAUAUGUAGAAUGUAUCAAAAUGUCCUUUAAUCUUGUGGUCUUGAACAUGUUGUGUGGAAAAUUAGAAUUAAAGAGAUGUCAAUAAAGGAAAGAAACAUUCUUUUUGAACGAACUAAAAAGGAAAGUAAGAUAAUCAAAUUGAAAUGGAAGGAGUAUUGUUGCUAGUUCAAAAGAAACUAUUUGUUUUUUGUAUAUCUCAGUAGCAUCCUCUUCUCCUGCGUUUUAACUUUUAUUUAGGUUGGAAAAGUGUUGCGGGUACAGAAGGUACCAAAGAAUGGAUCUCAACGCGAGAAUGGUCAUCCAGGUCUAACCGAGUUGGAACGCCUCAUGUGGAAAGAAUUCGAAGAGCUGGUAUCAGCUCCUACAAAAGAAAUGGCUGAAUACUGUUUUGUGCAGCAUGUGAUGUGCUCGCUGUUAGGUUCGAAGAAUGUUGAUGCAGGGAUUUACAUCCCUGUGACCCGAGAAUUUCUGGAAACAGUUGAUAACAAUGUUCUAUGUCAGCGUCCUUCUUGGCGUGUUGAUGCCGCUAUGGUCAACCCCCUGUGUGAUUCUGUACUGCUGAUAUCUGAUCAUUCGCUUUUCCCGCGUGGUGCACUUAAAGAAGACUUCUGUAUAUCUGUUGAAAUAAAGCCUAAAUGCGGAUUUCUUCCGCUUUCAGAAUUUAUUGCAUCAGAGAACAGUAUUAAAAGGACUGUAACUCGUUUCAAGAUGCAUCAGGCUUUAAAAUUGCACCAAGGAAAGAUAUCAGAGAUAAGUGCAUAUGAUCCAUUGGAUUUGUUUUCUGGAUCCAGUGAUAGGGUACACAAAGCAAUAAAGGGCCUUUUCGAGACCCCACAGAACAAUUUCCGAGUUUUCCUGAAUGGUUCUCUCAUAUUAGGGGGUUUAGGUGGUAAUGCAGACGCUACAAGCUGUGAAGUUGGUGAAACAUUUGAAAAUGCACUGAAGUGUGUAAUUCAAGCUGUAGAUGGACAGCGGACCCAAUGCUUCCUAGAUCUCAUUUCCAAGACCAUUUUUAGUUCAGGACUGCUAAAUAAGGUUCUUGAAGUCCAGAAGUUAGACAAUGCUGACAUUGAAGGUGCAAUUCAUGCAUAUUACAAUGUCAUUUCCCAACCAUGCGCGGUAUGCAAUAAACUAUCAGCUGAAGAUCAAUUGUCAGAAAGAUACAGUUCUUUGCAUUCAAUCUCGAAUGACGAAAGCAUGAAGAUUGUGAGGAAUUACUUGAUUGCUGCAACUGCAAAGGACCUGAGCAUGAUGAUUAGUUUUAGACCUCGCGAAGAUGGGAGUGUGGAAUCUCCAUAUAGCAUGGUUUCCUUAGAAUCAACCAACCAAAGUUUUGAUUAUAAGGCAUAUUUCAUCGACCUGGAUUUGAAACCUUUGGAGAGGAUGGAGUAUUACUACAAGUUAGACCAGCAGAUAGUCGGCUGCUAUGUUCAGAUGGUAAAAUCCAUGCAGCAGCUCAGCCACAUUGAAUGAUGAAAGCGCUGUUGGAGCUUGACAUAGGAGAUAAUUUUCUGGUAAUCAAUCGAAAAAUCAAUCAUUAUUAAUUAAUUCCUUUUUUUUUCCCUAUUAAUAAAUUUCCCACUAUAUAAAUGUCAUGAACUGAUAGUAACAUGCAAUCAAAUUUCACCCGAAGUGAUAAAACUUAAGACUGCCAAUUAAUACUGCUUUGUGGAAAAAUGAAAAAGGGCAGAUUCAAAAGGGACUUUUUUGUUAA